GCGGAAGCGGCGGCGGCUGCGACGGCGGCGGCUGUCAGACCUGGAGAGGGGCCGGGCGCAGCGGCGAUGGAGGGUCAGCGCUGGCUGCCGCUGGAGGCCAAUCCCGAGGUCACCAACCAGUUUCUCAAACAAUUAGGUCUACAUCCUAAUUGGCAGUUUGUUGAUGUAUAUGGAAUGGAUCCUGAACUCCUUAGCAUGGUACCAAGACCGGUGUGUGCAGUGUUACUUCUCUUCCCUAUUACAGAAAAGUAUGAAGUAUUCAGAACAGAGGAGGAGGAAAAAAUAAAAUCUCAGGGACAAGAUGUUACAUCAUCAGUAUAUUUCAUGAAGCAAACAAUCAGCAAUGCCUGUGGAACAAUUGGGCUGAUCCAUGCUAUUGCCAACAAUAAAGACAAGAUGCACUUUGAAUCUGGAUCAACCUUGAAAAAAUUCCUCGAGGAGUCAGUGUCAAUGAGUCCUGAAGAACGAGCCAGAUACCUAGAGAACUAUGACGCUAUUCGAGUCACUCAUGAGACCAGUGCCCAUGAAGGUCAGACUGAGGCACCAAGUAUAGAUGAAAAAGUAGAUCUUCAUUUUAUUGCAUUAGUUCAUGUAGAUGGGCAUCUCUAUGAAUUAGAUGGACGGAAACCAUUUCCAAUUAACCAUGGGGAAACUAGUGAUGAAACUUUAUUAGAGGAUGCCAUAGAAGUUUGCAAGAAGUUUAUGGAACGUGACCCUGAUGAACUGAGAUUCAAUGCAAUUGCUCUAUCUGCAGCAUAGCUUGUCAGUGACGGAAACACCAAAUACUGUAUUAUUUGCAACAAAAAUUAAAUUUCCGCUGCCACACACUAACUCAAAAAUUUUGAUAUUUUCAUUAACUUGACUGAUUAAACUUUAUGUGAAUUAAACUUUGA
This is a messenger RNA of Neogale vison (American mink), 893 nucleotides long. It is a transcript of the gene UCHL3, whose product is annotated as ubiquitin C-terminal hydrolase L3. Gene Ontology annotation, molecular function: cysteine-type deubiquitinase activity. The transcript has 9 exons. Gene Ontology annotation, biological process: ubiquitin-dependent protein catabolic process; protein deubiquitination. Gene Ontology annotation, cellular component: cytoplasm. Bases 67 to 759 code for a protein of 230 amino acids. The record is from RefSeq and is a predicted model, not a curated record. NCBI's taxonomy places the organism in Eukaryota, Metazoa, Chordata, Mammalia, Carnivora, Mustelidae.